UCAUUUUAAUUCUUUAUCAACUACCACUUACACAAAGGUCAACCCGAUAUGGGCCUAAUAACCCGACCCAGUUACAUCUGGACCCGAUAGCGGAGCUGUCACUGUCACCAUCGGGAAACAUCGGUCUGAUCGUUAGGUGCGCCUUAUGUGGCACCGUAUUUCAGACUCUCCCUCCUUUCUACAAAUUGACUUCAAUUGAUGACAGUUUGUCUGUCGGAGCAAACAAGGGAAGAAUGGGUGCGAAGAGGGCUCUGCUUCAAUGUCUCUCUCUGUCUCUGGUGAUUCAAGUGUCAUUCGUGGUGGUGUCACUCGGCAACUACUUCAAGCCGUUCAACGUGACUUACGAUCACAGAGCGCUCAUCAUCGGCGGCAAGCGCCGUAUGCUCAUCUCUGCCGGCAUCCACUACCCCCGUGCCACUCCCGAGAUGUGGCCUGAUCUCAUUGCGAAGAGUAAAGAAGGUGGGGCCGAUGUUAUUCAAACAUAUGCAUUUUGGAAUGGACAUGAGCCAGUUAGAGGAGAGUACAACUUUGAAGGAAGAUAUGAUAUUGUCAAGUUUGUGAAGCUAGCGGGUGCGAGUGGGCUCUUCCUCCAUCUUCGCAUAGGUCCUUAUGUCUGCGCUGAAUGGAAUUUCGGAGGGUUCCCAGUGUGGCUGCGCGAUAUCCCUGGUAUAGAAUUUCGAACAGACAAUGUGCCGUUCAAGGAGGAGAUGCAGCGAUUUGUAAAAAAAAUGGUGGAUCUGAUGCGAGAAGAAAUGCUAUUUUCUUGGCAAGGUGGCCCGAUCAUCAUGUUGCAGAUUGAGAAUGAGUAUGGAAACAUUGAAGGCUCAUAUGGCCCGAGUGGGAAGGCUUAUGUUAAAUGGGCUGCUGGGAUGGCAAUGGGGCUUCGUGCUGGGGUUCCAUGGGUGAUGUGCAAGCAAACUGAUGCUCCAGGUGAUAUUAUUGAUGCCUGCAAUGAUUAUUAUUGUGAUGGUUAUAAGCCAAAUUCCUAUAACAAACCGACACUUUGGACAGAGAAUUGGGAUGGAUGGUAUACAUCUUGGGGUGACAGUUUACCCCAUAGACCAGUUGAGGACCUUGCAUUCGCUGUUGCACGCUUUUUCCAACGUGGAGGGAGCUUUCAGAAUUACUAUAUGUUCUUUGGUGGAACUAACUUUGGUCGGACUUCUGGCGGCCCAUUCUAUAUUACUAGUUAUGAUUAUGAUGCUCCAAUUGAUGAAUAUGGUCUGCUGAGUGAACCUAAAUGGGGACAUUUGAAAGAUCUGCAUGCUGCAAUAAAGCUUUGUGAACCUGCUCUAGUAGCUGUUGAUUCCCCUCAUUAUAUGAAAUUAGGCCCAAAGCAGGAGGCACAUGUUUAUGGUGUAGGUGUUCAUUCUGAAGGUCUGAACUUAACUCAUUGUGAAACUCAAAGCAUCUGCUCUGCAUUUCUUGCCAAUAUUGAUGAACAUAAGUCAGCUUCAGUGACAUUUCUUGGUCAAUCAUAUACAAUACCACCAUGGUCAGUGAGUAUACUACCUGAUUGCAGGAACACGGUAUUCAACACUGCUAAGGUUGGGGUGCAAACUUCCAUCAAGACAGUUGAGUUUGCUUUGCCUCUUCUUCCAAAAAUUUCUGUUUUGCAUCAAACUGUGGAUCACAAUAAAACUUCCCACUACUCGAAAUCCUGGAUGGCUUUAAGAGAGCCAAUUGAUAUCUGGAGUGAGGACAACUUUACCGCCCAAGGCUUCUUGGAGCAUUUGAAUGUGACAAAGGACCGUUCUGAUUAUCUAUGGCACUUCACCAGGAUAUACGUUUCUGAUGAAGACAUCUUAUAUUGGGAGGAAAACAAAAUUAGUCCUGCAGUUACCAUUGACAGCAUGCGCGAUGUACUCUAUGUGUUUAUUAAUGGCCAGCUUGCUGGCAGUGUGGUUGGUCACUGGGUCAAGGUUACUCUGCCUAUUAAGUUUUCACUUGGGCUCAAUGACUUGGUGUUAUUGUCUGAGACGGUUGGUUUGCAGAACUAUGGUGCUUUCUUGGAGAAGGAUGGGGCUGGGUUUAGAGGAAAAGCUAAGCUUACUGGAUUCAGAGAUGGGGAUGUCGACCUUUCCAAGUUAUCAUGGACCUACCAGGUGGGACUUCAGGGAGAGAUCCAGAAAAUAUAUUCCAUUGAGGAAACUGAAAAGGCGGGAUGGAAUGAUUUGAAACUUGAUGCUGUCUCAUCCACAUUUACCUGGUACAAGACCUACUUUGAUGCUCCAGAUGGGGAAGACCCUGUUGCUCUUGAUUUGGGAAGCAUGGGAAAAGGCCAAGCUUGGGUCAAUGGCCACCAUAUAGGAAGAUAUUGGACUCUGGUUGCCUCAAAAGGUGGGUGUCAAACAUGUGAUUAUCGUGGUGCGUACCAUUCAAAUAAAUGUCGAACCAAUUGUGGGAAGCCUACUCAAAUCUGGUACCAUGUCCCACGGUCAUGGUUACAGGCAACAAAUAAUUUACUAGUCAUCUUCGAGGAAAGAGGGGGGAAUCCAUUUGAGAUUUCUAUCAAGUUGCGUUUGUCUAGGAUUUUAUGUGCUCAAGUGUCUGAGUCUCACUAUCCACCACUGCAAAGGUGGUCUAAGCCAGAUUCGGCGAAUGGAAAAUUUUCGGGGAAGGAUAUGAUGCCAGUAAUGCACCUGCGAUGUAAAGAUGGGCAUAUAAUCUCCUCUAUAGAAUUUGCUAGCUAUGGAACUCCUAAAGGAAGCUGCCAAAGGUUUUCCAGAGGAAACUGUCAUGCUCCUAACUCCCUGUCUGUGGUGUUAGAGGCUUGUGAAGGCAGAGGCAGUUGUUCCGUUGGAAUUUCAAAUGCUGUAUUUGGAGGUGAUCCUUGUCUGGGCGUUGUAAAGACAUUGGCCGUGGAGGCUAGAUGCACUUCAUCAUCGAAUAUUAGAUCUUCCCAGAUGUAAAAUGAAUCCCACUGAAGAUCAGCUGAAGGUUUGUCAAAAAAUAAAUCUCCAUACGUUUUAGUAUUGUACAUUUGUUAAUUGUGAAACUUGUGCUACUGUCUACUCUUAUUUUCGGGCUUGUAUUGGUGUUGGUAACACUUGUUUGUCGGACAUUUUCUAUCCCUGCUUUAACAUGUUCUCUCAAAAUAAAAAUUGAGUUGAAAUUCACAUGGUUA
Tripterygium wilfordii is the source of this 3127-nucleotide messenger RNA. Its product is annotated as beta-galactosidase 9. Bases 234 to 2912 code for a protein of 892 amino acids. Gene Ontology annotation, molecular function: carbohydrate binding; beta-galactosidase activity. Gene Ontology annotation, biological process: carbohydrate metabolic process. The transcript has 19 exons. The record is from RefSeq and is a predicted model, not a curated record. Gene Ontology annotation, cellular component: cell wall; vacuole. Lineage: Eukaryota; Viridiplantae; Streptophyta; Magnoliopsida; Celastrales; Celastraceae.